This is a messenger RNA of Sipha flava (yellow sugarcane aphid), 776 nucleotides long. RefSeq lists its product as uncharacterized. NCBI's taxonomy places the organism in Eukaryota, Metazoa, Arthropoda, Insecta, Hemiptera, Aphididae. The record is from RefSeq and is a predicted model, not a curated record. The coding region runs from base 87 to 743 and encodes 218 amino acids. The transcript has a single exon.
AAUAUUUCCUGUCUCAUUUACUUGAAGCUAAAAUUCAUUUGAAUGGAUAUAGAGUAUUAAACGUUCAAGAACACUAAAAAUUAAAAAUGAAUAUUAGAAUAUGUGCUUUUAUAUUAUUUACCAAUAUAUUACUACUACCUAUUACAGCAUACGUAAAAAACAAUUUAAAUGCAUUUUUUGAUGUCUUAUUGAGUGAUAACAGGCAAGAAAAUCGUUACAAGUCAUUAUUACAAACUGGAAUACAUGAUUUUUCAGUCGGAUUAUUUGUUGGAUCAGGUGGUCGUAUUGAUAAAAUAUCAAAUAUUCAACGAACUGGUAAUGUAAAUGUAUACCCUGGAAAACUUGAAACCUGGAUAGAAAUGACUUUCAUCGUCAAACACCUAGAUGUGAUUUGGGAUAAUUCAACUUGUUUUGGAAUUAGGUGUCACUUAUGGGCUACAAUGUUAAACAAUAAAUUUGAUGUAAAAAUGGCUGUGAGACCGAUUAACUGUCAGGUAUCAUACAAUAUCAAUUUAAACACUAUCGGCACAAUGGAAGUAAGUGUGUCAGAAUUACCAAGAUAUAUACCAAGCUUUUUUUUCAACGGAGCAUUAUACAUUGUAGAGGUAUUCUUUAAAGGACCUCUAACAGAAAGCGUCAAACAUCGAAUAAAUCAUGGAGUUAUACUGGAUUUUAUAGAUAAAAAUCAAAUAGAUCAAAUAUGCAUAGCUGUUAAUGAAACAAUUCACUCACAAAAGGUUUGAAUUUUAAAAAUAUUAUACAUUAUUAUUAAUUUA